This is a messenger RNA of Hyla sarda, 18350 nucleotides long. RefSeq lists its product as uncharacterized. NCBI's taxonomy places the organism in Eukaryota, Metazoa, Chordata, Amphibia, Anura, Hylidae. Gene Ontology annotation, cellular component: extracellular matrix. The transcript is spliced from 40 exons. The record is from RefSeq and is a predicted model, not a curated record. Bases 93 to 17966 code for a protein of 5957 amino acids. Gene Ontology annotation, molecular function: protein binding.
CAUGUAUGAGAAUGCUAAAGGACCCGAGUCACAUGACCCGCAGGUCCUUAAGCUUCACUGCACCAAGGAAGAUGACAGAGAAGUAAGCAAAUAUGAUGUCAUCUGACUAUUCAACACAACAGAUAUCUGACUCCCAACUGACUUUCAUUGGAACUCCAACUCCGAUUAUAAGAAGUGCUGUUUCAGCUCACAAUGGACAAGUUUGCAGCACUUGGGGCAAUUACUACUUCAAGACCUUUGACAAUGAUAUAUUCUAUUUCCCUGGAACGUGCAACUAUCUGUAUGCAUCAGAUUGCAAGAGCAACUAUGAAGACUUUAACAUUCAGAUAAGGCGGUCCAUUGUAAAUAACCUGCCAUCUAUCAGCCACAUCACCGUAAAGCUCGAUGGAGUUUACAUAGAAUUACAGAGUGGCACAAUAACAUUUAAUGGACAAUCGGUGGAAAUUCCCUACAGCUAUUCUGGAGUUCAGGUCGGCAGGUCCGGGAUGUAUAUUAAGAUUGUUGCACGUUUAGGUCUCCAGUUUAUGUGGAAUGAAGAUGAUGCUCUCUUGUUGGAACUGGAUCCAAAAUUCGCCAACCAGACAUGUGGUCUUUGUGGAGAUUUUAAUGGAAUUCCAAUUUAUAAUGAGUUCAUCACCAAUAAUGUACAAGUGUCUCCAAAUCAGUAUGGAAAUAUGCAGAAGCUAAACGGACCAAAGGAAAUGUGCCAAGAUGUCACAGAAAUUGCUUUGAGCAACUGCACAGACGCUAAUAAAAUAUGUGAGUUGGUCUUGACGGGCAGAGCCUUUUCACAAUGUAACACUUUGGUGGAUCCAGCUCAGUAUAUCAAUGCCUGCGUCCAAGACCUGUGUAGAUGUGGAAAAGAUGCCAUAGGCUUUUGCUUGUGCAACACCUUUACUGAGUAUUCUCGCCAAUGUACUCAUGCCGGUGGAAUUCCAGAAAACUGGAGAACUUCUCAACUUUGUCCAUUGUCCUGUUCCUACAACAUGGAGUACAAGGAAUGUGGAAGUGCCUGCCCUAAUACUUGCACCAAUCCUGACCGGUCAUUGGUUUGUGACAGUCAUUGUACAGAUGGAUGCUUCUGCCCAGCAGGGACUGUUUUUGAUGACAUCAACAACUCUGGAUGUGUUCCUGUACAGCAAUGUUCCUGUACUUACAAUGGGCAGGUUUACACCCCUGGCACUGGAUACUCAGCCCACUGUGGCACUUGCACUUGUUCAUCUGGUAAAUGGAGCUGUGUAGAUCAGGCUUGUCCAGGAUCCUGUGCUAUUGAGGGAGGAUCUCAUAUCACCUCCUUUGAUCUAACACGUUACACAUUCCAUGGAGACUGCAGCUAUGUCCUGUCAAAGACAUGUUAUAACACCACAUUCAGCGUGCUGGGAGAACUCCGCCGAUGUGGUUUGACAAGCACGGAGACCUGCCUGAAGAGUGUGACCCUUGUCUUAAAUGAUGGGAAAGAUUUGAUCUUUGUGAAACCUUGUGGCAGUAUAUAUGUGAAUUCACUCUACACCCAGGUGCCAGUCUCAUCAGCCAGUGUUACCAUCUUCAAGCCUUCCUCAUUCUUCAUCAUUGUGCAGACCACAUUUGGGUUACAAUUACAGAUCCAGCUGGUGCCCACUAUGCAGCUCUACAUUAAUUUGGAUCCAUCUUAUGCAAAUAAACUUUGUGGCCUUUGUGGAAACUUUAACAACAUACAGGCCGACGACUUCAAAGUUCUGAGUGGUGUCAUUGAAGGAACAGCCUCUUCUUUUGCCAACACUUGGAUGACUCAGGCUGACUGCCCCAUUGUUUCAAACAGCUUUGAGGAUCCUUGUGCCCUCAGCAUUGAAAAUGAACUGUACGCUAAACAUUGGUGCUCAAUGCUAACUGAUCCUGCAGGACCGUUUGCAGAAUGUAACUCUAAAGUUAAUCCAGAUGUUUACACCCAGAACUGUAUGUUUGAUUCAUGUAACUGUGCCAAGAGUGAGGAGUGCAUGUGUGCCGCGCUGUCCUCCUACGUGCACGCCUGUGCAUUGAAGGGAAUCAUUCUAAAGGGCUGGCGUCAAAGUGUCUGCAGUUCAUAUACAACCACUUGUCCUGCAUCCUUGACAUACAGUUAUUCAGUAAGCACCUGUCAACCCACUUGCCGAUCUCUCAGUAGCCAUGACAUUACUUGUGAUAUCGCCUUUGUCCCGGUUGAUGGAUGUAUUUGUCAGAAUGGAACCUACCUGGAUGACAGUGGUAGAUGUGUUCUUCCAUCUUCCUGUUCUUGCUACCACAAGGGUACAGCAGUGCCACCUGGAGAAGUAGUUCAUGACAAUGGUGCUAUAUGCACCUGCUCUUCUGGAAAAUUAGACUGCAUUGGAAAAGUAGACACAACAGUGUGUACUGCUCCUCAGGUAUACUUUGACUGUAGAAACAAGACAGCAAGCACUACGGGGGUAGAAUGUCAGAAAAGUUGUCAGACUUUAGACAUGCAGUGUUACAGCACACAGUGUAUAUCUGGCUGUGUUUGUCCUUAUGGACUUAUAUCUGAUGGAAAUGGAAGAUGUGUAACAGAAGAGGAGUGUCCAUGUAUACACAACAAUAAAGUCUACACUCCAGGCUCAAAUAUUAAAGUGCUCUGCAACACCUGUACUUGUGUAAACAGAAACUGGCAAUGCACUAGUGAGCAAUGUAUGGGAACCUGCACUGUAUAUGGCGAUGGUAACUACAUCACCUUUGACACCAAGAGAUACAGCUUUAGUGGAGACUGUGGAUACACAUUGGCUCAAGACUACUGUAGCAGUGACCCCUCCAAUGGAACAUUCCGUAUUAUCACUGAGAAUGUGCCAUGUGGAUCCACAGGUACUACCUGCUCCAAAUCCAUCAAGGUCUUCCUUGGCAAUUAUCAACUUAUAUUGAGCAAUGAGAAAUUUGAGGUUGUAAAGCUUGAUGUUGGAGUGUAUGUCCCAUACAAGGUGCGGCAGAUGGGCAUCUACAUGGUCAUUGAAGCCCUCAAUGGAUUGGUUUUAAUAUGGGAUACAAAGACCACCAUUUUUGUCAAGUUGGAACCAACUUUUCAGGGUGCAGUGUGCGGAUUGUGUGGUAACUAUGAUGGGAAUGCAGUAAAUGAUUUCACCACUAGAAGUCUGUCAGUGGUAGGAAGCGUGGUUGAGUUUGGAAACAGCUGGAAGCUAUCUCCAAGCUGCCUAGAUGCAGCUACACUCAAGGAUCCUUGUUCCCUGAACCCCUACAGGAAAUCCUGGGCACAAAGACAAUGUAGCAUCAUCACUAGCUCCACAUUUAGUUCAUGUCAUGCUCUGGUGGAUCCUGUGAAGUAUUAUGACGCUUGUGUCAGUGAUGCUUGCGCUUGUGACACUGGUGGAGAUUGUGAGUGCUUCUGUACUGCAGUGGCAUCAUAUGCCCAAGCUUGUAGUGAUGCUGGAAUUUGUACAAGCUGGAGAACCCCAACAUUGUGCCCACUGUUCUGUGAUUUCUACAACCAAGAAGGGCACUGUGAGUGGCACUACAAAGCCUGCGGUGCUCAUUGUAUGAAAACCUGCAGGAACCCAAAUGGAGUCUGUUACCACAAUCUUGCUGGCUUAGAAGGAUGUUAUCCUAGUUGUCCUACAGAAGCUCCGUACUACGAUGAAGAGACAAGGAAAUGUGUGCCGGCUUGUGACUGUUAUGAUGACUAUGACAACAAAUAUAUCAUAGGAUCUAUUAUGCCAUCUAAUGAUAAUACAACUUGCACAGUCUGCAACUGUACAACUGAAGGCAAAACAUGUUAUGAAAUCAAUGAUUGCUGCAUGUAUUCUGGAAAGAUGUUUAAAAAUACAGACACAAUCUACAACACUACUGAUGGCAUUGGAGGUUGCAUCACAGCCAUAUGUUACAAUGGAAAUAUCACAAGAAUAAAUGAGCCUUGUAGUACAACACCACCUACUACAACUUUCCAUUUCUCAACUACAUCACCAGUCACUACAGUCAGUUCUACUACCCCAACAGUUACCACCCUGAGUACCACCACAGUGACAACAGUGUGUGCAAAAUGCACGUGGUCACAGUGGUAUGAUGUUUCAUAUCCAGUGUAUCAUCCAGGCAAAACUGACACUGGGGACUUUGAAACCUUUGAUAACAUCAGAAAAGCUGGAUAUAGCGUAUGUGAAUCACCACUCAAUGUCAGAUGUCGUGCAAAAGCAUUUCCAGACAGUGAUCUUCAAGAAUUACGACAAAAUGUAACCUGCAGCAAGGAUAUUGGUUUAUUAUGCUAUAACUCGUAUAACUUCCCAGUUUGCUACAACUAUGAGAUAAGUAUCCAAUGCUGUGAUUCUUUAACAACAUGCGGUACCACAACUACACAAAGUCCAACAACCAGCCUUUCUACCUCAACUCCUGAAAUAUCUACACCACCACCAUCAGCUCCCCAGUGCACAAAAAUGCAAUGUAGAUACACCCAAUGGUUUGAUUUGCAUGCACCGACCUCAAAUAUUAAUGAUGGUGAUAAGGAAAGCCUGCAAGAAAUUAAGUCAAAAGGUUAUCAGGUUUGCAGCACUGAUGAAAUUGUAACAAACAUCCAGUGCGAGGCUAUAGUAUAUGGGGGAGCAAACAGUAAUGCAUCAAACCAAACAUAUCAAUGUGACCUUGAACAUGGUCUAAUAUGUAACAAUUCUAACCAAACUGGAUCGCAAAUUUGCUACAAUUACAGAGUUCAGUUUGAGUGUUGUUCAAGGUUUUGUGAAAAGACAACUCCAUACACAACCACUUCGACAAUAACAACUACUGGAACAGAGACAACAACUUCUCCCACCAGCACAGUCUCAACUACUCCAUCAACAUCCACUCCAUUAACAGUGACCGAAACAAAAACUCCUACUAGCUCUGUAUCAACAACUCAGACCGUAACAGAGACAUCUACAGGCACCAGUACUUUUUCAAGCACUUCAACAUCUACUCCAUAUACUGUGACUGAAACUAAAACUCCUACUAGCUCUGUGUCAACAACUCAGACUGUAACAGAGACAAGUACUCCCACCACUACUGUCUCAACUUCUUCAACAACUACUCCAUAUACUGUGACCGAAACUAAAACUCCUACAAGCUCUGUGUCAACAACUCAGACUGUAACAGAGACAACUACUCCAACCUCCACAGUCCCAACUUCUUCAACAACUACUCCAUAUACUGUGACCGAAACUGAAACUCCUACAAGCUCUGUGUCAACAACUCAGACUGUAACAGAGACAACUACUCCAACCUCCACUGUCCCAACUUCUUCAACAACUACUCCAUAUACUGUGACCGAAACUGAAACUCCUACUAGCUCUGUGUCAACAACUCAGACUGUAACAGAGACAACUACUCCCACCACCACUGUAUCAACGUCUUCAACAACUACUCCAUAUACUGUAACAGAAACUAAAACUCCUACUAGCUCUGUGUCAACAACUCAGACUGUAACAGAGACAACUACUCCAACCUCCACAGUCCCAACUUCUUCAACAACUACUCCAUAUACUGUGACCGAAACUGAAACUCCUACAAGCUCUGUGUCAACAACUCAGACUGUAACAGAGACAACUACUCCAACCUCCACUGUCUCAACUUCUUCAACAACUACUCCAUAUAAUGUGACUGAAACUAAAACUCCUACUAGCUCUGUGUCAACAACUCAGACUGUAACAGAGACAACUACUCCCACCACCACUGUAUCAACGUCUUCAACAACUACUCCAUAUACUGUAACAGAAACUAAAACUCCUACUAGCUCUGUGUCAACAACUCAGACUGUAACAGAGACAACUACUCCAACCUCCACUGUCUCAACUUCUUCAACAACUACUCCAUAUAAUGUGACUGAAACUAAAACUCCUACUAGCUCUGUGUCAACAACUCAGACUGUAACAGAGACAACUACUCCCACCACCACUGUCUCAACUUCUUCAACAACUACUCCAUAUACUGUGACCGAAAGUAAAACUCCUACAAGCUCUGUGUCAACAACUCAGACUGUAACAGAGACAACUACUCCCACCACCACUAUAUCAACCGCUUCAACAUCUACUCCAUAUACUGUAACCGAAACUAAAACUCCUACUAGCUCUGUGUCAACAACUCAGACUGUAACAGAGACAACUACUCCAACCUCCACUGUCCCAACUUCUUCAACAACUACUCCAUAUACUGUGACCGAAACUGAAACUCCUACUAGCUCUGUGUCAACAACUCAGACUGUAACAGAGACAACUACUCCCACCACCACUGUAUCAACGUCUUCAACAACUACUCUAUAUACUGCAACAGAAACUAAAUCUCCUACUAGCUCUGUGUCAACAACUCAGACUGUAACAGAGACAAUUACUCCAACAUCCACUGUCUCAACUUCUUUAACAAAUACUCCAUAUACUGUGACUGAAACUAAAACUCCUACUAGCUUUGUGUCAACAACUCAGACUGUAACAGAGACAACUUCUUCAACAACUACUCCAUAUACUGUGACCCAAACUGAAACUCCUACUAGCUCUGUGUCAACAACUCAGACUGUAACAGAGACAAGUACUCCCACCACCACUGUAUCAACGUCUUCAACAACUACUCCAUAUACUGUAACAGAAACUAAAACUCCUACUAGCUCUGUGUCAACAACUCAGACUGUAACAGAGACAACUACUCCAACCUCCACUGUCUCAACUUCUUCAACAACUACUCCAUAUACUGUAACCGAAACUAAAUCUCCUACUAGCUCUGUGACAACAACUCAGACUGUAACAGAGACAACUACUCCCACCACCACUGUAUCAACCGCUUCAACAUCUACUCCAUAUACUGUAACCGAAACUAAAACUCCUACUAGCUCUGUGUCAACAACUCAGACUGUAACAGAGACAACUACUCCCACCACCACAGUCUCAACUUCUUCAACAACUACUCCAUAUACGGUAACCGAAUCAAGAACUCCUACUAGCUCCGUGUCAACAACUCAGACUGUAACAGAGACAAGUACUCCCACCACCACUGUAUCAACGUCUUCAACAACUACUCCAUAUACUGUAACAGAAACUAAAACUCCUACUAGCUCUGUGUCAACAACUCAGACUGUAACAGAGACAACUACUCCAACCUCCACUGUCUCAACUUCUUCAACAACUACUCCAUAUACUGUAACCGAAACUAAAACUCCUACUAGCUCUGUGACAACAACUCAGACUGUAACAGAGACAACUACUCCCACCACCACUGUAUCAACCGCUUCAACAUCUACUCCAGAUACUGUAACCGAAACUAAAACUCCUACUAGCUCUGUGUCAACAACUCAGACUGUAACAGAGACAUCUACUCUCACCACUACUGUCUCAACCGCUUCAACAUCUACUCCAUAUACUGUAACCGAAACUAAAACUCCUACUAGCUCUGUGACAACAACUCAGACUGUAACAGAGACAACUACUCCCACCACCACUGUAUCAACCGCUUCAACAUCUACUCCAUAUACUGUAACCGAAACUAAAACUCCUACUAGCUCUGUGUCAACAACUCAGACUGUAACAGAGACAACUACUCCAACCUCCACUGUCUCAACUUCUUCAACAACUACUCCAUAUACUGUGACUGAAACUAAAACUCCUACUAGCUCUGUGUCAACAACUCAGACUGUAACAGAGACAACUACUCCCACCACCACUGUAUCAACGUCUUCAACAACUACUCCAUAUACUGUAACAGAAACUAAAACUCCUACUAGCUCUGUGUCAACAACUCAGACUGUAACAGAGACAACUACUCCAACCUCCACUGUCUCAACUUCUUCAACAACUACUCCAUAUACUGUAACCGAAACUAAAACUCCUACUAGCUCUGUGUCAACAACUCAGACUGUAACAGAGCCAACUACUCCCACCACCACUGUAUCAACCGCUUCAACACCUACUCCAUAUACUGUAACCGAAACUAAAACUCCUACUAGCUCCGUGUCAACAACUCAGACUGUAACAGAGACAAAUACUCCCACCACCACUGUAUCAACGUCUUCAACAACUACUCCAUAUACUGUAACAGAAACUAAAACUCCUACUAGCUCUGUGUCAACAACUCAGACUGUAACAGAGACAACUACUCCAACCUCCACUGUCUCAACUUCUUCAACAACUACUCCAUAUACUGUAACCGAAACUAAAACUCCUACUAGCUCUGUGACAACAACUCAGACUGUAACAGAGACAACUACUCCCACCACCACUGUAUCAACUGCUUCAACAUCUACUCCAUAUACUGUAACCGAAACUAAAACUCCUACUAGCUCUGUGUCAACAACUCAGACUGUAACAGAGACAUCUACUCUCACCACUACUGUCUCAACCGCUUCAACAUCUACUCCAUAUACUGUAACCGAAACUAAAACUCCUACUAGCUCUGUGUCAACAACUCAGACUGUAACAGAGACAACUACUCCCACCACCACUGUAUCAACGUCUUCAACAACUACUCCAUAUACUGUAACAGAAACUAAAACUCCUACUAGCUCUGUGUCAACAACUCAGACUGUAACAGAGACAACUACUCCAACCUCCACUGUCUCAACUUCUUCAACAACUACUCCAUAUACUGUAACCGAAACUAAAACUCCUACUAGCUCUGUGACAACAACUCAGACUGUAACAGAGACAACUACUCCCACCACCACUGUAUCAACCGCUUCAACAUCUACUCCAUAUACUGUAACCGAAACUAAAACUCCUACUAGCUCUGUGUCAACAACUCAGACUGUAACAGAGACAUCUACUCUCACCACUACUGUCUCAACCGCUUCAACAUCUACUCCAUAUACCGUAACCGAAACUAAAACUCCUACUAGCUCUGUGUCAACAACUCAGACUAUAACAGAGACAACUACUCCCACCACCACUGUAUCAACUUCUUCAACAACUACUCCAUAUACUGUUACAGAAACUAAAACUCCUACUAGCUCUGUGUCAACAACUCAGACUGUAACAGAGACAACUACUCCAACCUCCACUGUCUCAACUUCUUCAACAACUACUCCAUAUACUGUAACCGAAACUAAAUCUCCUACUAGCUCUGUGACAACAACUCAGACUGUAACAGAGACAACUACUCCCACCACCACUGUAUCAACCGCUUCAACAUCUACUCCAUAUACUGUAACCGAAACUAAAACUCCUACUAGCUCUGUGUCAACAACUCAGACUGUAACAGAGACAACUACUCCCACCACCACAGUCUCAACUUCUUCAACAACUACUCCAUAUACGGUAACCGAAUCAAGAACUCCUACUAGCUCCGUGUCAACAACUCAGACUGUAACAGAGACAAGUACUCCCACCACCACUGUAUCAACGUCUUCAACAACUACUCCAUAUACUGUAACAGAAACUAAAACUUCUACUAGCUCUGUGUCAACAACUCAGACUGUAACAGAGACAACUACUCCAACCUCCACUGUCUCAACUUCUUUAACAACUACUCCAUAUACUGUAACCGAAACUAAAACUCCUACUAGCUCUGUGACAACAACUCAGACUGUAACAGAGACAACUACUCCCACCACCACUGUAUCAACCGCUUCAACAUCUACUCCAUAUACUGUAACCGAAACUAAAACUCCUACUAGCUCUGUGACAACAACUCAGACUGUAACAGAGACAACUACUCCCACCACCACUGUAUCAACCGCUUCAACAUCUACUCCAUAUACUGUAACCGAAACUAAAACUCCUACUAGCUCUGUGUCAACAACUCAGACUGUAACAGAGACAACUACUCCAACCUCCACUGUCUCAACUUCUUCAACAACUACUCCAUAUACUGUGACUGAAACUAAAACUCCUACUAGCUCUGUGUCAACAACUCAGACUGUAACAGAGACAACUACUCCCACCACCACUGUAUCAACGUCUUCAACAACUACUCCAUAUACUGUAACAGAAACUAAAACUCCUACUAGCUCUGUGUCAACAACUCAGACUGUAACAGGGACAACUACUCCAACCUCCACUGUCUCAACUUCUUCAACAACUACUCCAUAUACUGUAACCGAAACUAAAACUCCUACUAGCUCUGUGACAACAACUCAGACUGUAACAGAGACAACUACUCCCACCACCACUGUAUCAACCGCUUCAACAUCUACUCCAUAUACUGUAACCGAAACUAAAACUCCUACUAGCUCCGUGUCAACAACUCAGACUGUAACAGAGACAACUACUCCCACCACCACUGUAUCAACGUCUUCAACAACUACUCCAUAUACUGUAACAGAAACUAAAACUCCUACUAGCUCCGUGUCAACAACUCAGACUGUAACAGAGACAACUACUCCCACCACCACUGUAUCAACGUCUUCAACAACUACUCCAUAUACUGUAACAGAAACUAAAACUCCUACUAGCUCUGUGUCAACAACUCAGACUGUAACAGAGACAACUACUCCAACCUCCACUGUCUCAACUUCUUCAACAACUACUCCAUAUACUGUAACCGAAACUAAAACUCCUACUAGCUCUGUGACAACAACUCAGACUGUAACAGAGACAACUACUCCCACCACCACUGUAUCAACUGCUUCAACAUCUACUCCAUAUACUGUAACCGAAACUAAAACUCCUACUAGCUUUGUGUCAACAACUCAGACUGUAACAGAGACAACUACUCCCACAACCACUGUCUCAACCAUUUCAACUUCACCUCCAUAUACAGUAACAGAAACUAAAACUCCUACUAGCUCUGUGUCAACAACUCAGACUGUAACAGAGACAACAACUCCCACCACUACUGUCUCAACUAGAUCAACAACUACUCCAUAUACUGUAACUGAAACUAAAACUCCUACAAGCUCUGUGUCAACAACUCAGACUGUCACAGAGACAACUACUCCCACCAUCGCAGUCUCAACUUCUUCAACAUCCACUCCUUAUACUGUAACCGAAACUAUAACUCCUACUAGUUCCGUGUCAACAACUCAGACUGUAACAGAGACAACUUCUUCCACCACCACUUUAUCAACUGCUUCAACAACUACUCCAUAUACUGCGACUGAAUCUAAAACUCCUACUAGCUCUUUGUCAACAAUUAAGACUGUAACAGAGACAACUACUCCCACCACCCCAAUCUCAACUUCUUCAACAACUACUCCGUAUACAGUAACCGAAACUAGAACUCCUACUAGCUCUGUGUCAACAACUCAGACUUUAACAGAGACAACUACUCCCACCACCACCGUAUCAACUACUACAUCAACAACUACUCCAUAUACAGUAACCGAAACUAGAACUCCUACUAGCUCUGUAUCAACAACUCAGACUGUAACAGAGACAACUACUCCCACCACCACCGUCUCCACUUCUUCAACAACUACUCCAUAUACAGUAACCGAAACUAGAACUUCUUCUAGCUCUGUGUCAACAACUCAGACUGUAACAGAGACAACUACUCCAACCACCACUGUCUCGACCACUUCAACUUCUACUCCAUAUACUGUGACCGAAACUAAAACUCCUACUAGCUCUGUGUCAACAACUCAGACUGUAACAGAGACAACCACUUCAACUUCUACUCCAUAUACUGUGACCGAAACUCCUACUAGCUCUGUGUCAACAACUCAGACUAUAACAGAGACAACUACUCCCACCCCAACUUUCUCAACAACUACUCAAUAUACUGUGACUGAAACUAAAACUCCUACUAGCUCUGUGUCAACAACUCAUACUGUAACAGAGACAACUACUCCCACAAGCACUGUCUCAACUACUUCAACUACUCCAUUUACAGUGACCGAAACUGAAAUUCCUACAAGCUCUGUUUCAACAACUCAGACUGUAACAGAGACAACUACUCCCUCCACCACUGUUUCAACCUCUCCAACUUCUACUCCAUACACUGUGACAGAAACUAAAACUCCUACUAGCUCUGUGUCAACAACUCAGACUGUAACAGAGACAACUACUCCAACCUCCACUGUCUCAACUUCUUCAACAACUACUCCUUAUACUUUGACCGAAACUAAAACUCCUACUAGCUCUGUGUCAACAACUCAGACUGUAACAGAGACAACUACUCCCACCACCACUGUUUCAACUACUACAUCAACAACUACUCCAUAUACUGUGACCGAAACUAAAACACCUCCUAGCUCUUUGUCAACAACUCAGACAGUAACAGCGACAACCACUCCCACAAGCACUGUCUCAACUACUUCAACAAGUACUCCAUAUACUGUGACCGAAACUAAAACUCCUACUAGCUUUGUGUCAACAACUCAGACUAUAACAGAGACAAUUACUCCCACAACCACUGUCUUAACUUCUUCAACAACUACUCCAUAUACUGUAACUGAAACAAAAACUCCCACUAGCUCUGUGUCAACAACUCAGACUGUAACAGAGACAACUACUUCAACAUCUACUCCAUAUACUGUAACAGAAACUAAAACUCCUACCAGCUCUGUGUCAACAACUCAGACUGUAACAGAGACAAUUACUCCCACAACCACUGUCUUAACUUCUUCAACAACAACUCCAUAUACUGUAACUGAAACAAAAACUCCCACUAGCUCUGUGUCAACAACUCAGACUGUAACAGAGACAACUACUUCAACAUCUACUCCAUAUACUGUAACCGAAACUAAAACUCCUACUAGCUCUGUGUCAACAACUCAGACUGUAACAGAGACAACUACUCCAACCUCCACUGUCUCAACUUCUUCAACAACUACUCCUUAUACUGUGACCGAAACUAAAACUCCUACUAGCUCCGUGUCAACAACUCAGACUGUAACGGAGACAGGUACUCCCACCACCACUGGCUCAACUACUUCAACAAGUACUCCAUAUACUGUGACUGAAACUAAAACUCCUACUAGCUCUGUGUCAACAACUCAGACUGUAACAGAGACAACUACUUCAACAUCUACUCCAUAUACUGUAACAGAAACUAAAACUCCUACUAGCUCUGUGUCAACAACUCAGACUGUAACAGAGACAACUACUCCAACCUCCACUGUCUCAACUUCUUCAACCACUACUCCUUAUACUGUGACUGAAACUAAAACUCCUUCUAGCUCCGUGUCAACCACUCAGACUGUAACGGAGACAGGUACUCCCACCACCACUGGCUCAACUACUUCAACAAGUACUCCAUAUACUGUGACCGAAACUAAAACUCCUACUAGCUCUGUGUCAACAACUCAGACUGUAACAGAGACAACUACUACAUCAACAUCUACUCCAUAUACUGUAACUGAAACUAAAACUCCCACUAGCUCUGUGUCAACAUCUCAGACUGUAACAGAGGCAACUACUCCAUUCUCCACUGUCUCAACUUCUUCAACAACUACUCCUUAUACUGUGACCGAAACUAAAACUCCUACUAGCUCUGUGUCAACAACUCAGACUGUAACGGAGACAAUUUCUCCCACCACCACUGGCUCAACUACUUCAACAAGUACUCUAUAUACUGUGACCGAAACUGAAACUCCUACUAGCUCUGUGUCAACAACUCAGACUGUAACAGAGGCAACUACUCCAUCCUCCACUGUCUCAACUUCUUCAACAACUACUCCUUAUACUGUGACCGAAACUAAAACUCCUACUAGCUCCGUGUCAACAACUCAGACUGUAACGGAGACAACUACUCCCACCACCACUGGCUCAACUACUUCAACAAGUACUCUAUAUACUGUGACCGAAACUAAAACUCCUACUAGCUCUGUGUCAACAACUCAGACUGUAACAGAGACAACUUCUACAUCAACAUCUACUCCAUAUACUGUAACAGAAACUAAAACUCCUACUAGCUCUGUGUCAACAACUCAGACUGUAACAGAGACAACUACUUCAACAUCUACUCCAUAUACUGUAACCGAAAUUAAAACUCCUACUAGCUCUGUGUCAACAACUCAGACUGUAACAGAGACAACUACUCCCACCACCAUUGUCUCAACUACUUCAACAACUCCACAUACUGUGACCGAAACUAAAACUCCCACUAGCUCUGUAUCAACAACCCAGACACUAACAGAGACAACUACUCCCAUCACCACUUUCUCAACAUCUUCAACCAGUACUCCAUUUACUGUGACCGAAAGUGAAACUCCUACUAGCUCUGUUUCAACAACUCAGACUAUAACAGAGACAACUACUCCCACCACCACUGUCUCAACUACUUCAACAACUACUCCUUACACUGUGACUGAAACUAAAACUCCUACUAGCUCUGUGUCAACAACUCAGACUGCAACAGAGACAACUACUUCAACAUCUACUCAAUAUACUGUAACAGAAACUAAAACUCCUACUAGCUCGGUAUCAACAACUCAGACUGUAACAGAGACAACUACUUCAACAUCUACUCCAUAUACUGUAACCGAAACUAAAACUCCUACUAGCUCUGCGUCAACAACUCAGACUGUAACAGAGACAAAUACUCCAACCUCCACUGUCUCAACUUCUUCAACAACUACUCCUUAUACUGUGACCGAAACUAAAACUCCUACUAGCUCCGUGUCAACAACUCAGACUGUAACAGAGACAACUACUACAUCAACAUCUACUCCAUUUACUGUAACAGAAACUAAAACUCCUACUAGCUCGGUAUCAACAACUCAGACUGUAACAGAGACAACUACUUCAACAUCUACUCCAUAUACUGUAACCGAAACUAAAACUCCUACUAGCUCUGUUUCAACAACUCAGACUGUCACAGAGACAACUACUCCCACCACCAUUGUCUCAACUACUUUAACAACUCCAUAUACUGUGACCGAAACUAAAACUCCCACUAGCUCUGUAUCAACAACCCAGACACUAACAGAGACAACUACUCCCACCACCACUGUCUCAACUACUUCAACAAGUACUCCAUUUACUCUGACCGAAACUGAAACUCCUACAAGCUCUGUUUCAACAACUCAGACUAUAACAGAGACAACUACUCCCACCACCACUGUCUCAACUACUUCAACAACUACUCCUUAUACUGUGACUGAAACUAAAACUCCUACUAGCUCGGUAUCAACAACUCAGACUGUAACAGAGACAACUACUCCAACCUCCACUGUCUCACUUUCUUCAACAACUACUCCUUAUACUGUGACUGAAACUAGAACUCCUACUAGCUCUGUGUCAACAACUCAGACUGUAACAGAGACAACUACUUCAACAUCUACUCCAUAUACCGUAACCGAAACUAAAACUCCUACUAGCUCUGUGUCAACAACUCAGACUGUAACAGAGACAACUUCUUCAACAUCUACUCCAUAUACUGUAACAGAAACUAAAACUCCUACUAGCUCGGUAUCAACAACUCAGACUGUAACAGAGACAACUACUCCAACCUCCACUGUCUCAACUUCUUCAACAACUACUCCUUAUACUGUGACUGAAACUAGAACUCCUACUAGCUCUGUGUCAACAACUCAGACUGUAACAGAGACAACUACUUCAACAUCUACUCCAUAUACCGUAACCGAAACUAAAACUCCUACUAGCUCUGUGUCAACAACUCAGACUGUAACAGAGACAACUACUCCAACCUCCACUGUCUCAACUUUUUCAACAACUACUCCUUAUACUUUGACCGAAACUAAAACUCCUACUAGCUCCGUGUCAACAACUCAGACUGUGACGGAGAAAAGUACUCCCACCACCACUGGCUCAACUACUUCAACAAGUACUCCAUAUACUGUGACUGAAACUAAAACUCCUACUAGCUCGGUAUCAACAACUCAGACUGUAACAGAGACAACUACUUCAACAUCUACUCCAUAUACUGUAACCGAAACUAAAACUCCUACUAGCUCUAUGUCAACCACUCAGACUGUAACAGAGACAACUACUCCCACCACCACUGUCUCAACUACUACAUCAACAUCUACUCCAUAUACUGUGACCGAAAAAACUUCUACCGACACUGCUAUUACUACUUCUGCUACUAUAACAUCUACUUAUACUGUUACUGUUACAUCAACAUCUGGAACUACAGUAUCAAUAACUCCUACUAAAACAAUUUUAACAUCUUCUACAUCAGCGACUACAAGCAGCACAACACUGACAACAACCGUUUCUCCACCAACUGAAACCACAACACCUUCAUCUUCAACUUUAUCAGAAACUUCCACAACCAGCACUACAUCCUGUUUCUGUAAAGUGAACGAUCAGCUAUUCACUCCUGGUCAAAUUAUCUAUAGAACUGAGGAUGCUGAUGGAUGUGAAUAUUACGCCCUCUGCAAUGCUGCAUGUGUCACAGAAAGAUAUGCUGGACCUUGUUCAACACCUUAUAGCCCAACAACAUCUUCCAAUACCACAACGACUACACCUAUCUCAGAAACCACUUCAACAACCCCAGCAACCACAACAACUUCUGGAUCCACUCCGUUUACAUUGUCUUCAACAACAGGAACAUCUCCAACACCAUCAUCACCAAUAACUGUAAACCUUACAACCCUGGUUUCCACUGAAACGACAACAACUGGAACUACUCUGUCAACAAUUGUGUCUACUUCAAUCCCAUCAACAACUUUAAAUAUUUCCAGCACCACACCAUGUGGAAUAUGUGAGUGCCAAAUGCCCAAAUGUGAGCCAGGUUUUAAAGUGGCUACCUUUACCCCACCAGGUGCCUGCUGUCCAAACAUCACUUGCGUCCCUGAAUCUGUUUGCGUGGUAGGAAAUGAUGUGUAUCAGCGUGGCUCAGUUAUUCCACAACCGAAAGGUUCCUGCCAGAGAUGCAGAUGUUCUUACAACAUGGACAGCAAUUCCCAGUUUUAUGCUGUUAAUUGUGAGCCAAUCGUAUGUCAGACAACUUGUCAGAGUGGAUACAUGUAUAAGGCAAGAGAUGGAGAAUGCUGUGGAGAAUGUGUUCCACUACAGUGCACUAUGACCAUAAGCAGUAGCAGUCAAGGAUCAACAAGUGGCUCCACAGACAGUUCAACGGGUGGCUCAACAAGUGGAUCAUCAGGUGGCUCAACAAGUGGUUCAUCCGGUGGCUCAACAAGUGGUUCAUCGGGUGGAUCACCAAGUGGUUCAUCUGGUGGCUCAACAAGUGGCUCAUCUGGUGGCUCAACAAGUGGUUCAUCAGGUGGAUCACCAAGUGAGUUAACAAGUGACUCAACACCCAGUCCAAAUGGUUCUACAAGUGGAUUUGAAGUUAAUUCACAAAGUACCUCAACAUCCAGUCCAAGUAGUUCAGCAAGUGGCUCUGAAAAUGGAUCACCAAGUAAUUCAUCAAGUGGCUCAGCAUCCAGUCCAAGUAACAUAUCAAGUGGAUCACCAAGUAAUUCAUCAAGUGGCUCAUCAAGUGGAUCAACAAGUGGCUCAUCAAGUGGAUCACCAAGUAAUUCAUCAAGUGGCUCAUCAAAUGGAUCAACUAAUGGCUCAUCAAGUGGAUCAACUGGUGGCUCAUCAAGUGGAUCAACUAGUGGCUCAUCAAGUGGAUCAACUGGUGGUUCAAGCAGCAACACAUCAGGAAGCUCAACUAGCACUCCACCUGAGAGCACCAUUACCAUUCCAGUUGGAACUAUUUAUCAUGUGCCGAACAACACCUGUGUCUACUACGAAUGCAAUGAGGAAAAUGGAGUGCCUGUAUUGACCAAAGUUCAGAAAGUCUGCCAGACACUGGAUCUAACUACUUGUGAACCGGGUACUGUUACAUUUGAAGCUGAUGGAUGUUGUCAAACAUGUACUCCCAAGCAAGUUAAAGUAGUAAACGUAACCACUGUAGUAGACAAUUGCAAAGCUCAAAAGAAUGAGACAGUCUUGAAGGAUGAAGACUGCGAACUGCUUGUGGAACUUACAUACUGCGGAGGGCCAUGCAUGGGAUCUUCUGUGUAUUCCAUGGGACUACAAGCAAUGAAUCAUAAAUGUACAUGCUGCUCAGAGGUGGAAGCACAGAAAAAGACUGUCCAACUGUUGUGCAAAGAUGGCACAUACAAGAGCUAUACCUACAUCGACGCGAUCAGCUGUGGUUGUGUUGGAGCAUUCUGCCAGCCAUCUGUGUAAUAAGGAAGAAUGUACUAUAAGCCAACAGAAAAGCUAAUACAAAGUCACAUACUCAACUGUCUAAAUGUAUAAUUGUGGACUUCGCUAAGUAUUUAUGUUGUAGUCCAUGUCAGCUAAUUAUAAAUAGUAAUUUUAGUCUCAGACUUGACUUUAGAAUAGCGUUUAGUCAUUAGAGGGAGAAUCACUGGGCACAACACGAACACAACUGUAUCAACAGUAUGGUACACUCAUUUCAGGCAUAGUGUCCCAAAGCCCCGGACUCUUGCUGAUACUGUGCAAACAAUUUUUCACUGGCAUGUUAAUGCAGAUGAAUAUUUAGUGAAUGUUGCCACAUUUUGUAAUUUUUUUAAUUGUUAUUAUAGAGAGUAAUAAACUUCAGAGUGA